GUUUCACAAACAACAGACAGCCCUGGAUCCCGAUCAACCCGGAGUACUACUGCACAAACGUGGAGACAGAGACUAAAUACAACAGUUACAACCGGCAGCAACCUAGCGCCUUGAUGAAUUUCAAGGAAAUGGCCAAACUAAAACGGGCCAUGUAUGAUGAUGCAAUCACCAACGGAAAAUUCCGCUCUCACGUGUUGAACGAUCAGAUUUAUGCUUUUACCAGAACGGGCUCUCGGUUCACGUACCUUGUGCUGCUUAACCUGGGGAAACAUUUCAGCGAUUCCUUCAAAUUAGCGAGCAUGGUUCCAGAAGUCAACAGGUCGAACGCAAGAUCGCUCGUAGCCCGCAGCGCCAAUUUGGGAGAAGAGUGUGCUCCGAACAACUGCUUCGAUAGGAUUUUCUCGGAAGAUUGGAACAUGCCUCCAAAAUCAGGCCUAGUUGCAGCUUUCACCACCGUGCGAACAACUUUGUAAGUUCCAAUUAAAAGUUUGAU
This is a messenger RNA of Bemisia tabaci, 493 nucleotides long. The record is from RefSeq and is a predicted model, not a curated record. NCBI's taxonomy places the organism in Eukaryota, Metazoa, Arthropoda, Insecta, Hemiptera, Aleyrodidae.